UAAUAAACUAAAUAGAGUGUUGUUAAAAACGUAAGUGAAAUACUAGGUACCUAAACCGAACAUAACACACAUAAAUAUAUAUAGAUAUAUAUAAUAAUACUGAUUUGUAUUUGUCGAUAAACUAAGUGGAUUUUGAUACUAAAGUGAAGUGAAGUGUUCUAAAGUGAUUCAAAGAACAGUGUUGUGUCUAAUUGAAGGGAUUCUUUAACUAAAGAUUGGUAAAUGUCAGCAGGCGUGUCUGAUCAGCGGAUGAAAGGACAGGGUAAUCAAGUAAGUAAUGGACCGAAGGAGCAGUUAGAUGAUGUUAGUAAUGUAGUUGUGGCUACAACAACUGGUACAACUGUGGGUGCUGCUGUCAAUGAAGACUUUGAAUCAUGGCGAUCACAACAACAACAACAACAUGGUCAUGGACCUCAUCAUCAUGGUGGUGUGAAUGCACCACAUCAAGCACCUCACACACAACACACUGCACCAACAGCUGCACCAUAUGUACCAAUAUCUAGUACCACAGAUCCAUACAACAUGAGUAGUGCUGCUGCUGCUGGCUACUAUGGAAGUGGUGGAACAUUUCCAUAUCAAGCGUUUGGUGUUGGUGAUGGUACUUGGUCUAAUGGUACAGAUCCUAUGACUUUUUUAGGUGGUUAUACAACACACGAUUCAUAUUCAAUGGAUGGUAUGUUUGGCCCACCAUCAACAACAUUCUCAACGAAUGCAUUUGGUCAACCAACUCCACCAUCUACAUUUAAUUAUUUUCCUGGUAAUGGUGGUGAUUAUUCUACGUGGAGUGGUGGUGCUGCAACAGCUGCUGGUGGCGGUGCUGCUGCUACCGCAGCUGGUGGUGCACAACAACAACAGCAACAACGUAAACAACAUCAUUAUGAUGAUUAUUAUAGAACAGCAAGUGUAACUGGUGGUGGUGGUGCAGGUGCAGGUGUUGGUGGUGCAACAACAACGCCUGAUAUGUAUACAAUAACAACAACACCUCAACAGUUGCAACAACAACAACAGCAUCAAGCACAUCAUCAUCAUCAUCAACCACAGCACCACCAUGAUCUUAAAUCAGUUGAACAUAAUAUGCAAAAUUUAAAUAUUGUUGAUAUGAAUAAUAUACCAAUAAAUAAUACAGCAACCACAAUUAUACAACAACAGCACCAUCACCAUCAUCCGCAUCAGCAACAGCAACAUCAACAUGCCCAACAUCAGCAUCAUCAGCAACACCAACAACAACAACAGCAUAGUUUGGUUGGUUCACAAUUAGGUGGUAAAGGUGAUGGUAAGGAUGUUAUGAUAAUAAAUAACAAAGGAUCAACAACAGCAACAAGCACAUCCUCUUCAUCAGCAACAGUUAUUAAUGAUAAUCCCUCUUCAACAAUAUUACAACAACAUCAACCAAAAAAAAUGACAUGGGCAAGUAUUGCAAGUCAACCAGCCAAGCCACAACUCUCAUUACAUGGUUCCGGCAGUGGUCUUGGAGGUGGUAUAGGAGGUGGUUUUAAAAAGAAAGGACCUGGUAUGCCACCAGGGCCAAUUAUUCCAGGAAAACAUAACAUGGAUAUUGGUACAUGGGAUACAACAACAAGUUCUACAACAACACAUCAACAACAGAACAAUAUUAAUAAUAAUAAUUUAAAUAAUAAACAAACAAUAUCAAUUGUUAAUAAUAUACAACAACAGCAACAACAAUUACCAACAACAACAACGUCAUCGUCUACAUCAUCAUCGGCAUCUAAUAAGUUACAGCAACAGCAGCAGCAACAACAAGUAAUGUCAGUAAAUGUUCGACCACAACAACAGCAACAAGUAAUAUUAUCACAACAAGCGUCAACAAAUGUACAACAGCAACCAACACAAACUAUACCAUGGUCAAGUGGUAAUCAACAGCAAUUGGUUGGUAGAAAUUCACACCAUUUAGUUCAGCCACAGCAACAACACCAGGUUGUAAAUCAAAUACAACAUCAACAACAACAUUACAUACAACAACAAGCAGCCGUUGUGCAUCAUCAUCAACAACAACAACAGCAACAACAACAACAUCUAUUACUGCAACAGCAACAACAACAAUUAAUGAUGCAACAACCAAAUACGGCAUUAGAUACUACAAACAACAUGGUUCUGUCAUCAAUGGUACAACAGCAACAACAACAACAGAGUCAUCCUGUAUUAGAUGAAUUACGUGUUAAAAACAAUUAUAAUCCAAGUAAAUUUGAUUUAACAGCACCUGGUGCACGCUUCUUUGUUAUCAAAUCAUAUUCGGAGGAUGAUAUACAUCGUAGUAUUAAAUAUGAGAUAUGGUGUUCAACCGAACACGGUAAUAAACGUUUAGAUCAAGCGUAUCGUGAACGUGAACGUGAACGUGAAUUACAAGGUGGUACAUCCACAGCAUGUGUGUAUUUAUUCUUUUCAGUAAAUGGUUCAGGACAUUUUUGUGGUAUGGCACAAAUGAUAUCACCUGUUGAUUAUCAUUCAAAUUCAAGUGUGUGGUCACAAGAUAAAUGGCGGGGACAAUUUAGAGUUCGAUGGAUAUAUGUUAAGGAUGUACCAAAUAUGCAAUUACGACACAUUAAAUUAGAGAAUAAUGAAAUGAAACCAGUUACGAAUUCACGUGAUACACAAGAAGUACCAUAUGCCCGGGGUAUACAAGUAUUACGAAUAAUACAUUCAUAUAAGCAUUCUACAUCGAUCUUUGAUGAUUUUAUACAUUAUGAAAAGCGACAAGAAGAAGAGGAUUAUAAUCGAAAAACAACAAUUACAAAUAAUACAACAAAUAUGCAACAACAACAACAUUCGUCGUCACCAUCAACAGAUAAUAAUACAACAACAUCAUCAUCGUCUACAACAUCAGCAACAGUAUCAUCAACAACAGUUACAACAACGUUAUCAUUAUCACCAACAACAACCAAUACAACAAAUACAACAUCGCAACAACAACAUAUUAAUUAUAAUAGUAAUCAACAUCAACAUAAUAAUAAUCAACAUCAACAUGGUGGUGGUGGACGUGAUAAUAAUAAUCAUCAUCGCGAUGGAGGUAGAAAUAGAAAUCAUCAAGAUCAUCAUCAUCAUUCACAGCACCAUCAUAAUAGAUCUGGUGGUGGUGGUGGUGGUGGCAACCAACGUAAUCAUCAUGAUAAUAAUCAUCAUCACAGCAAGGAUCAACAACAACGUGGUGGUGGUGGUGAUUCACGAAGUGGCGGUGGUAGAGGAGUACGUGGUACUAGUGGUCGAAAUAUAAAUUAAAAAAUAAUUAACAAUAACAACAAUAAAUAAAUAUGU
Chrysoperla carnea is the source of this 3270-nucleotide messenger RNA. Its product is annotated as YTH domain-containing family protein 3-like. Gene Ontology annotation, molecular function: N6-methyladenosine-containing RNA reader activity; mRNA binding. NCBI's taxonomy places the organism in Eukaryota, Metazoa, Arthropoda, Insecta, Neuroptera, Chrysopidae. The transcript is spliced from 8 exons. Gene Ontology annotation, cellular component: cytoplasm. Bases 223 to 3234 code for a protein of 1003 amino acids. Gene Ontology annotation, biological process: mRNA destabilization. The record is from RefSeq and is a predicted model, not a curated record.